AUGGCGGGUCUACGGCUGAAACCUGUGUUGUUUCUUACCCCUCUGAUCAUCCUGUGUUCCCUGUCGUUUACCCACGGAUAUCGUCAUGUGGGGAAACCGAUCACAGAAGAGUACUACGACCGCAUCCUCCUGUACUACACCAACCUGACCGUCGCCAUCGACAAAUCACCAUGGCGACUGCAGGUGUUCGAUAACAAGACGGAGGCCGCCAUCUUGUCUGAGAGCACGGACAUCGACAAGAAACUGGGUUUCGGCCUAUGGGAGGGGGAGUACCUGCACAUCUACGAGGGGUACCUGUUCCGUGUGGGUGACGUCACGCAGUGGUACCACGCCACGUCACUCCUCUCCUACCAGAAACCCGCCACGUUCGUAGUCGGGACCUCCGACACCGUCAACAACGCCACCAUCACCGUUACCAUAGACAACCCACAGCAGUUCAAACUGUCGUUCAAAAUCAACGUCAAUCAUCCUGGAAAAGGAAAUCGAGUAGCGAUGGGGUUCAACUUGGUGAACAAGACCGAGGGUUUCUACGGCUUUGGAGAGAGGUUUAACGACGCCAACCAGCGAGGCCACCGUGUGGGACACUGGCUGGAGGAAGGGUCGUUUGGCCUGGGCAACUGGGACAAGGAUCUACGCGUACCCAAAGGCGAGUUAUGUACGUACGCCCCGAUGCCGCUCACCAUCUCUUCCAGAGGAUACGGCCUACAGAUGGACAUGUUCCACAGGACCGUGUUUGACUUCAAACGCUGGGAUGACGUCAUGUACAUCGAAGCAGAAGCUGACUUCUUCCACAUGACUUUGUUCGCCGGCAGAACGCCAAGGGAAACUUUACAAAUGAUGACAGAUCAGAACGGCAGGUCACUCAUACCCCCGCCUUGGCAGUUUGGUCCGUGGAACCAGUUUUCUGAUGAUACAAAAGAAGAAACGAUCGUCACCCGUGCCAGAAACCUGCUGUUCGAUCAGGACAUCCCGCUCUCUCUCUGUAUCGAGCCGCUGCACUUCUUCCCUUCCGGUGUGGACCCGAGUAUUGUGCCCACGAGGAAGAAAGACCAUCAAGAACUUUCAGACAUCGGUAUCAAGUGUGUGGGCUACUUCAACCCGAUGGUGGCGUUAAUCUGGAACGGAACGUACGAACUGGCGGCCCGGAACAACUACCUGCUGAAAACUCAGACUGGGGAACCGUACAACUACACUUACCUAGGUUACCCAGAGGUGUCCCAGCUGGACUUCACGAACCCCGCCGCCGUGACGUGGUACCAGUCCCAGCUGGAGUACGCUAUCGGGAUGGGGUUCCGCGGCUGGAUGCAGGACUACGGGGAGUACACGCCGCCUGACUCACUCAGCUUCGACGGCACGGACGGACUAGAGAUGCACAACAAAUUUGUGCUCCUGUACCAGAACGCGACCUAUGACCUCCUGACCCGGAAGUACCCAUCAUCAGAACCAGAUAAAUACGCGCCGGACUUCGUGGUUUACGUCAGGUCAGGUUAUACGGGCUCUCAACGGUACACCUGGUCUCACUGGACAGGCGAUCCUACCUCCGACUGGUCCCACUCCAGCGGCCUUCCCGCCCAGAUCAUCGCCAGCCUCACGGUCGGUCUGUCGGGGAUGCCUUACUCCGGGUCAGACAUAGGCGGGUUUGUGUGGUACCUGACUCCCCCGCCGACUGAAGAGCUGUGGUGCCGCUGGGCAGAGGUGGGCUGCUUCAGCGGGACCAUGCACGAACAAGCUAGUGGAAAGGGGUUUGGAGAGAAGACCCACAUCUUCGACACCCCGGAAGGCACGCGAAUCUGGCGGAAGUACGCCAAGCUGCGCACCCAGCUCUUCCCGUACCUGUACAACACCGCACACGAGGCCUACCAGACGGGUCUGCCCAUCAUGCGGCACCACCUGCUGGACUUUCCCAACGACACUCAGGCCAUCAGUCACAACUUUCAGUACAUGUUCGGUCCGUCGUUCCUGGUUGCCCCGGUGAUAGAAGACGGCCGGAGGGGCUGGGACGUGUACCUGCCGGAGGGGGAGACAUGGAUAGAUGUCAGCAGUCAACUCAAGCAUGUUUUGUCGUAA
Messenger RNA from Branchiostoma floridae (Florida lancelet), 2067 nucleotides. RefSeq names its product alpha-xylosidase XylQ-like. Gene Ontology annotation, molecular function: hydrolase activity, hydrolyzing O-glycosyl compounds; carbohydrate binding. The record is from RefSeq and is a predicted model, not a curated record. The transcript is spliced from 21 exons. Bases 1 to 2067 code for a protein of 688 amino acids. Lineage: Eukaryota; Metazoa; Chordata; Leptocardii; Amphioxiformes; Branchiostomatidae. Gene Ontology annotation, biological process: carbohydrate metabolic process.